AUCAAUCUGGCAACCUCUACAGUCCUAUACUGAGAAGCUUCGCUCCUGGAUGUGACCAAUCAGAAGCCAUUGGGCGGGGCUUCGACAGCGAUUGACUGGAUUGUUGCAGCAAGCUGAGUGUCGGAGUUUUAUAAUAAACACUAGGUGCCGAUGGAUCCGGCGGUUCUGUAGGACCAGAGCUCGGAUCUUGGCUCGAUGGCGGCAGGCAGUGGCAACGUCAGAGCUUCCCGCUCUGGAUGGGUGGCGUUCAGCGAUGAACCGGUGCACACAGGUGAACACGCUGACAUGGGUGUGUCCCGUCCCGUAUCCGACUCUCCGUCUUGGGAAAUCUCAGUUUGUGUCCCUGACGUGCAGCAGCGCAGUAGCUGGGUGCACUUUGAUGAGAAACCCUGGACCCCGUCACCUCCACUUCCUCCUUCUCAUCCUUCACACCCACCCUCGCAGGUAAAAGGCCCCAGACACAGCGUGUGUUCCUCGGCCAGUUUCUGGAGCUCGGCUCCUGCCUCCGAAGGAGCGCCGUCCGAGGAGCUGAGCUCGGCGAGCAUGGACGCCUCAUCAGGUGACCUCCCAUCUCUCAGCACAGAGGAACCUCCGAGUCACGGCGAGUCACCUCCACACUCGCCACAUUCAUCUGUAUGCCUCGAGGAUGAUGGAGUAAACAUGGAUACGCUCAACUGGACGACGGACAGCUCUCAUACGAACGGCCAAUCAAACGCCGGCAUGAGCCGCUUUGCCAGCUGGGUGACUUUCGACGAUGACGAUGACGACGUGAAGGAGCCAGCCUACCAUCCCACCCCCAAACCGUCCUCCAUAAGGAUCGGCAACCUGAACAGUUUUCGUUUACAGGACACCAACAGCAACUUGAUUGUGUCCUCUGUCCAAAACAGUUCAGACAGACACAUUCUGGAUUUAACUCCAGACAGAACGGAUUCUGUGUUCUUCGAAAGCCCGCUGUUAAACAGCAGCACACCUUACACCAAAAAGAAUCCCUUUCUCCAUGAGGACUUUUCAAACAUUUCACCCUCUUCUAUUAACCCCUUCAGCGCCUAUUUUAGUAAGACGGCACUCACGUCAUCUGACAGCCACGAAACCCAGGGUUUCUUUGAUUCUUCUCUCCCUAAUCCUGACACCCAAAGGGACUCCACCCUUUUCUUUUCCACUGUGGAGGGUUCAGAUGGUGGGACUGAGACUGGGACUACUUACUUCUCAGGUCAUCUUGGAGAUAGCCUGGAUCCAUUCAAAAGCAUGCAGAUCUCUGAUCCAGACCAGGAACCUUCGCUACCAGAAGACACUGUGGAUGCAGGGGAUGUGGAGGAAAUUCCCUAUGUACCAUCUCACAUGGCUCCUCAAGAUGGCUGGCCCAUGCUCCUGCGCAUUCCAGAGAAGAAGAACAUCAUGUCCUCUCGGCACUGGGGGCCGAUCUUUGUAAGACUCAGCGAUGCCGGUCAGCUGAGGCUCUAUUAUGAGAAAGGUCUGGAGAAACACUUUAAGGAGUUCCAGCUCAGCACCCAGCUGGAGAUCUCCGAACACAAAAUGCAACAUUAUGAGGAGAACGGCCGUGUCCACACCCUCAGCUUGGACCAGGUGGUAUACAAGGAGAAGCGCAAGAUCCAGCCAAAAGUCAGCGUGGUUCACACGCCUGUGAAGGAGCAGCUGGUAAAGCUUGGAACCACAGACUACCAGGAUUUUCUAAGCUUCAGGUACGCCUUGCAGGAAAAGCUGGCCGUGUUGUCGGCAGACGUGGACGCCGUCGCCUCACCUGUGCCUUACUCUGAGGAGGAGAUGCAGGUGGAAGUUUUAGAUCUCUUUUACGGCGUUCUAUCCAAAGAUGACAACCAUAUUUUACAACAGUUGGUAACGACACGGAUUUCUGUGCUUGCCUUUUUAACGAGUUCGACCCCCUGCCGCAUAGGUCUCAACGACAUCCAGGUAAAAGGUAAAGAGGUGGUGUCACGGCAUGACAUCAUCCCCAACACCACCACGCGUUGGAUCCGUCUGCGUGACUGUCGGCUGCACAAGUGUGCAGACGAAGCGGAGUUUACAGAAUCCAGGACCAUCUCCUUCGAGCCUCCGUCUGGACGGAGAUUUGAUCUCCUGCGUUUCCGGACAGCGUACGCCGAGAAGACGCUGCCCUUCACCUUAAGAACGGUUGUCAGUGUCCGAGGCGCGGAGGUGGAGCUACAGUCCUGGCUAGUGAUGUCAACAGGCUUCUUGUCCAAUAGGGACCCUCUAACGCUGAUCCCCUGCGAAAACAUUGCUAUCCGUUACCCCAUUCCCGAAACAUGGGCAAAGAACUUCCGCAGAGAGAGUGUGACGGGGGAAAAGUCGCUGAAGGCACGCUUUAAUAAAGGAGCAAGCUUUGGUUCUGUGAGCACAUCAGGGUCAGAACCAGCGAUGAGGGUCACUCUGGGUACUGCAAAGUACGAACAAGCCUUCAGAGCCGUGGUGUGGAGAAUCAGCCGCCUGCCGGAUAAAAACUCAGCAUUGGGUCACCCUCACACCUUCUUUUGCCGUUUGGAGCUGGGAUCUGACCGGGAGGUGCCAGACAAGUUCCAGAGUGUGUUGGAGGUGGAGUUCGACAUGCCCGCCGCUUCAGCCUCGAAGACCACCGUCCGCUCUCUGUCUGUCCGAGACCGGGCCGAGCUGAAGAAGUGGAUCACUUACAAAGCGCAUUACUCCUACCAGGUGGAGAUCGAGCAGAAGAACGAGGGAGUGAUGGAGCACCAGGAUCAGGACCAUGUGACUCCGUGCGCUCAGCAGUGAUGACGGAACGCUCCUCCUUUAUUCGGGUUAAAAGUUGCACUUUGAAUGAUGGGAAACACUGAAAGACAUCUUUUUUUUUAUUUGUUAUAAUAAAAAAAAAUUUCUGAGAUGAGGAUUUUUUGUAAGUUUGGUAUAAAUGACUGAACCACAUCUGAAAACGAGACCGUCGCUUCAGGACCAUCGAGUUCAUUUCCAAGAAAGUUCGUCCUACACCAUUAUGAUACUGCACAAAAGUCUUGGCACCCCGUCUCUACGUAGUUUUCAAUCCAAAUGUAGUCUUGAUUGUUUCAUUUUAAGUCUAACGUGUCUUUAGAAAAUUGCACAACGAUGUCAAGACGAGAACUUUUACAGUUUUAAACUAAAAAAAAAAAGCUUAAUGCAUUUGUUUCACACAACUCCUCUGUACUGAAGAUCGCACAAGACGUCAUCAAACACGUAUUUAGAUCAGUUUAUAUAACACGUCACGAUGUUUUGGCUCUUAUUUCACAGGGAACCUUGAUGUAAAGUGUUUGUGGAUUUCGUUACCUGCCCCUCAGGUGUUUGUACUGUACACUAAUGUGUGAAUUACAAGGGAAAAAAAAACACGCUGCAUGAACUUUGUGUUGUAAAUAAUGAACUGAUUGAAUUAACCCCAGAACUUACCAGCUUUUUCUGACGAAGCUGAACGUCAGAGUCACCAUCGGCUCCUGCGGUCGAAACCGUUUGGUCCGAAAGCAGCGGCGAGGAAACGGAGGAAGGAAUUCGGGUUGAUUUCCAGAAGAAAAAAGAAAAAUCUGGUUAAACUUGACCUCCAUUCCAGAUUAUUCAGGUCAUCACUUCCUAUCAGGGUCGGGGGAAAAAACCUGGACAAAUAUUAAAUCAGAUAUUAAAUAAAGAUAUUUUUUAUACUUUCCCACAACGAUAAACGUUCCUAUAAACGGAUAAAAAUCACAGUUCAUCGUUUAUUAAUAAGUAGAAGUUUGUUGAACUUAAAGCAAUGAAACUUUUGGGACUUCACACUGCUGAUCACUUACAGUACACUAGUGUUAAAGGAAGACGAUUUUUUCUCUCAGUUUUUUUCACUUUUUUUUUUUUUUAAACAUUAUUAUUAUUAUUAUGAUGAAGAAAAAUCAAGAAAAUAAAAUUUUUGGACAUAAAAGUUUGUUGUUCAGACAGAAUUUAAAUUCAUGUCUGAAAGCUUUUUGUUCCCCUUGUGUUAACGUCAGCAUUGAUUUCAGAGGGGAAAAAAUCUACUGUAUUGUUUAUUGUAAUAAUAAUAAUAAUUUUUUUUUUUUUUUUUUACUAACAGCUAUAAAAUAUU
This is a messenger RNA of Tachysurus fulvidraco (yellow catfish), 4063 nucleotides long. It is a transcript of the gene ston2, whose product is annotated as stonin 2. The transcript is spliced from 7 exons. NCBI's taxonomy places the organism in Eukaryota, Metazoa, Chordata, Actinopteri, Siluriformes, Bagridae. Gene Ontology annotation, cellular component: AP-2 adaptor complex; synaptic vesicle. Bases 196 to 2763 code for a protein of 855 amino acids. The record is from RefSeq and is a predicted model, not a curated record. Gene Ontology annotation, biological process: clathrin-dependent endocytosis; regulation of endocytosis; synaptic vesicle endocytosis. Gene Ontology annotation, molecular function: clathrin-cargo adaptor activity.